Messenger RNA from Coniophora puteana RWD-64-598 SS2, 456 nucleotides. Its product is annotated as inhibitory GTP-binding protein subunit alpha 2. Gene Ontology annotation, cellular component: heterotrimeric G-protein complex. The transcript has 3 exons. Lineage: Eukaryota; Fungi; Basidiomycota; Agaricomycetes; Boletales; Coniophoraceae. Gene Ontology annotation, biological process: adenylate cyclase-modulating G protein-coupled receptor signaling pathway. The record is from RefSeq and is a predicted model, not a curated record. The annotation marks the transcript as partial. Gene Ontology annotation, molecular function: guanyl nucleotide binding; G-protein beta/gamma-subunit complex binding; GTPase activity.
AGCUUACAAUAUUUUCUUCGAUCCAUCGAGCGAAUUUGCGACCCGAACUAUUGUGCAACCCCAGAAGACAUCAUACACCUUCAACAAAGGACAAUAGGCCUUGAUCAAAACGAGGUUGUCUUCGGCGACUUGACCAUUGAUCUCGUCGAUACAGGCGGGCAGAAGUCCGAAAGGAGAAAAUGGAUUCACUGCUUUGACGGCGCUGACUUUGUCGUCUUCUGCGUUAACCUUGCAGGAUAUGAUUUAACACUUUGGGAGGAUCAUAAUGACAACCAGAUGCAAGACGCCUUAACCGUAUGGGAUUCACUGUGCCGAUCUAAAUGGCUCGGCUCCUCAACCUUCAUCCUACUAUUUAAUAAACGAGAUAUCUAUGAAGAGAAAAUACUUCAUUCAGAUAUUGCAACACACUUUCCUGUGAGAGUGUUACUUAUUGUACACGCCACGAACACUUGCUGA